Molecule: messenger RNA, 3328 nt
Organism: Spirodela intermedia
Lineage: Eukaryota; Viridiplantae; Streptophyta; Magnoliopsida; Alismatales; Araceae
Source: the annotation of a GenBank genome assembly
AUGGACCGAGAGGGAGAGAAGGUGACGGGGAAACCACCGUCGUUUUCUGUCCGGGAAGAAGAAGUGCAAAAUGUGGUGGUCAUGCGGCACGGCGACCGGAUCGACCAGUUCGAGCCGCUGUGGACGCUCCAGGCCGCGCGGCCUUGGGACCCUCCGCUGAUGGACGACGGGAAGAUCCGCGCCUGGACCACCGGGAGGCGGCUCAGGGUCUCCCAACUGGGCUUCCGCAUCCAUCGCGUAGUUGUCUCCCCCUUCCUCCGCUGCCUCCAGACGGCCAAGGAGGUCGUGUCCGCUCUGUGUGCGAGAUGCGAGAACGAGGCGAGCCUCCUGGCUUUACAAAGUAGCCAGGGCGUUCCCAUCGACCCCUCCGCUGUGAAAGUAUCCCCAAAUUUCCAUAAAACUCAGACCCGAGUUUAAGCUCGUUCUGUUUGCGCAACGCUUUUGAUUUGCCUUUCGAGGUUUUGAUUUACCAAUUGGUUAGACCCACUUCUAUCCAUAACUAUUGAUGCCGACAUUAAAGCUGAUGUUGCCAAGGCGGCCCGUGAUGCCCUGUAUAACUUUGGAUCCUAGUCAUAAGAAGCGAUAAUUCCAAAUUUUGGAUAUAUUCUCUGAGCUUUUCUAAAUCAUUUUGAAGUAAGGCCCAUUAAAUGUCUUCCUUACUUCUAGGGGAACUCACAGUGGCGUUUCUUCAUCAAAACUACAUCCACAUUUCAAUAAGUCAAUCAUUUGAGUUGUUAGGGAUGUGACAACGUUCUAUGUUCCUUUCUUGAAAGUUUAUGCCUCAAUUAUUCAAAUAGUUUCAAUCUCAUGUUAUCCUGUAUUAUUAUAUGUUCUUUUCCCACCUUCAAACUAUUUCUUUUACAUUUUAAACCAUGCUAAUAAUAAUGUCACUAUUUUAGUGCCGAGAUAUCUUAUGCUCAUAAUGAUGCAAUUAUCUUCUAAGUGAGAUAGCAGACUACAUUUUCUUGCCUGAAAAUACUUCUCCAUUAUUGUCUGCAAUUUUACAAUAUUGAUAUCUUGAUUCUAGAACAAGAUAACAAAAAUAUGUUGUCAUUAUCUUCAUAGAAUAGGCUAAAAUAUAAAUGAGUAAUGUAAACGGCAGCUUCAUGAAAAUCAUGGUGAAUAGUCAUCUUUCAUCUACUACCAUAAUUAGCCUUCCACUUGUUAAGGGCAUUUACAAUUUAUUUUUUAUCAUUCACUUCGGUUUAUCCAUUAGCCCACAUCCUGCCUCUGUGCCCCCCAAAUGUAGCAAUACACCACCACCUGUUACAUUUGCUGACGGCAAUCCUCACCCUCUCCUUGGCACCCACACUGCUACAAGCAUUUUGGCCUGGGUGGACCCUGACUUCGAAGGGAACCAACACUUGACCCCUUGAUUUCUGUGUGCGAUGUGAGUUUAUGCAUCAGAAAAGGUAAGACGGCAUUGCAUGUUUUUCACACCGUCUACAGCGACUCAAUUAUUCUACGUCACUUCACUGACCAUUGAAAAUGUGUUUAAUAUUCAUUAUUACUGUUUCCUGAUCUGAGCCACUCAUUCUUGAAUUGCGAUUACAAAUUUUACACUUCGUGUGUGAUGAAGAUGCAGAGAUUAGUUGUACUGUAAUUUAAAAAAAAAUCUUUCUGUUUUUAAUUUCAAGAAUAUUUGUAACACCCAAGUUGCGUUCGUCACCCAAAAUGGAAAUUUUAUCAAAUAAUUUAUACUGAAGCAUAAAGAGAUUCUAUCGGUCUCUCUCGACAUUAAUGAAUUAGGCAUUUAUCAUCAGUGAUAUAAAAUCCUCUUUUGAGAGCAUUGAUGUCACGUAAACCUGUCUAUGCUAGAUAAAAGAGUUUUCAUAGAAAGAAGAAAACAAAUUUGAGAAUCACGCAUUUCAGAAAUACAUCCAAAAGUUUGGAAAUUAAAUGCUAUGUUCUAAAAAGCCAAUGUAAAUCAGAUCAUUUCAGAAAAAAAAGUUACCAUUUUUUUAAUGAUAUUUCUCCAAAUGCUUAUUUAAACAAUUAAAUCAAAAGACGUGAUCGUAAUUGGUAGCUCUAUAGCUCUAUAAAUUUGUUGUCCAUUACAAAUGAUUAACAUUGCGUAAUUAGUAGCUCUAUAGAAAUGAAUCAUGUACACAUGAAAUGUGUAAUAUUUCAUUAUAUGCUCAUUUUCUGAAUGAGAGAAACAUGAAUCUUCUGGACCGAGUAGAGGCUUACUAAUGAAAGUAUAUGCCAUAGAUCUGAUUAAAGUUUCAAAUUAUAAUGAUUGUGAGGGUACUAAGCUAUCUUGGAUAUCAUCUUGUUUUUUACAACUAUUUCUCAUUUUCGGAAUGGAGAUUUAUUUCCAUACUUUUUUUCACAGGUGUCAAUCGAAUUUGGAUUGUGUGAGGUAAUAUCUAGCCAAACUAUUAAGGUUGAUUGGGCUACCAAGGAUGGAAUAUGGUUUCCUGAUGUUUCAGAGCUUGAGAUUGUUCUUCCAGCUGGAACAGUAGAUCAUUCUGUGUGGCAAGUGUACCAUGAAGUAUACAUAUUCUUCACCUUCUGUCUUUUCCCUAUAAUUUGAUGUUUCAAUAAAUGGGCAAUUGACUGUACACAAUUGAAUCUUUGAAGUGUCAUUCAUGUGCUACAGUUGCCACUUUGGGAAGAGGAAAUGGGCGAGGCAAGGAAGAGAUAUAAGAAAGUUAUCUUGGCUCUUGCAGACAAGUACCCCAAUGAAAAUCUCUUGCUGGUUACACACGGUGAGCAACCUAUUAUUAGGUGGGAACUUUGGUUCUUUUGUCAUUUUCUGGUGUCCAGUUGCUCCUAUUAUGGAAACUAAAUAAAAAAUUAUGAUAUGUUCCUGAAGACGAGCAAAGCGAGUGGUUUCUUGAUUUAAUAUAUUAUUUCCAUUUUUGUUGUGAAGCUCGGGGUGAACCCAUUUGUAUUUGAUAAUGCUGGGACCUAGUCCAAGCUCAGACAGAAACUCAGACGAUUCACCAUGCUUGAUUGAUUGAUUGAUUACAAGAUCUACAGUGGAAAGAGUGGGUCAGGACCCUGUUGUCAUCCUUGAGACUUGAGGAUUGUUAUAUAUUAUUUCCUGUUGUGAAAUAGUGAUGCAUCAGACAAUACUCUUGGAUAGGCAUAAGUGGAGAAUGUGAUGCUAUCUAUCUUGGACAAACCUAUGUAUGCAGGUGAAGCUGUGGGAGUCAGUGUUGCCGCAUUCCUGGAGGGGUUCGACGUUGCAGAAGUCGACUUCUGUGCCUACUCCCACCUGCAGAGGAAGAUCUCCUACACGAAUUCUGGAGGAUUGUUUGUUGAACCAUUCAAGGUGCUAACAAAGGACGGCCAGAAUGGCAUCAGCCUUUAUUCCCUAUAG